Syngnathus typhle (broad-nosed pipefish) is the source of this 1112-nucleotide messenger RNA. RefSeq names its product transcription factor 15. The transcript has 2 exons. The record is from RefSeq and is a predicted model, not a curated record. The coding region runs from base 152 to 679 and encodes 175 amino acids. Gene Ontology annotation, molecular function: protein dimerization activity; DNA-binding transcription factor activity, RNA polymerase II-specific; RNA polymerase II transcription regulatory region sequence-specific DNA binding. Gene Ontology annotation, biological process: regulation of transcription by RNA polymerase II; developmental process. Lineage: Eukaryota; Metazoa; Chordata; Actinopteri; Syngnathiformes; Syngnathidae.
AACAGCCGUCAUUGAGUAGAAAUACUAUGCUGAUCCGGAGCGGACCCUCGCUCGGUCACCGGAUCAGGAGCAGCUGCUCGGCCACGCGGUUCUAUUUUCACCCUGAGGAUAAAGUGAUGUGCACGCUGCGUUCACACGUCAGGCUGCCAGGAUGAAGUCCACGAACAGCGAACCCACCGACGGCUUCGCUUCCGACCCAGACGAGUGGGACAGCGAGAGCGAUGGCUCGGACAGCAAGUCUACCGGUGCCUGCAGCCCACGCCGCGGAGAGGAGCCGGAACGGGCCACGCGGAGGAAAAGGCGGAGACGCGCUCUGCCGCGUCUGCCUGGUGCGAGUAAACAGAGGCAGGCGGCCAAUGCGCGUGAGCGCGACAGGACGCACAGCGUCAACACGGCCUUCAGCACCCUGCGCACGCUCAUCCCCACCGAGCCUGCCGACAGGAAGCUCUCCAAGGUGGAGACGCUGCGUCUGGCGUGCAGUUACAUCUCACACCUCGCUAACGUGUUGAUGCUGGGGGAGGAAAGCCGCGACGGGCAGCCGUGCCUUCGCCGCCAGGAUGUCGCGCACGGCCCCGUGCAGUGGAGCGCGCCGCCGCUGCGGGCAAUCUGUACCUUUUGUCUCAGCAACCAGAGGAAGCAGCAGCUGAGAGACGGUGGGAAGCGUUCAACUAAAGUGUAAAGCCUCGGACCCACAUGGAGCAGUCGCACAAGUUUACAUUUGUACAUAUCUAACUAUAUUUAUUAACUACAUUUAGAAAUGUUAGGGGGGGAAAAAGAAAAUCAACACUGGAAAGCACUUUGUGUUGCCAUCAUUUGUGCCUGUCAAGCAACCUGUGUUUUGGUUGAACUGCAACAUGAGCCUGUGUGUACGGUUGCACUAUUUUGGUCCGAGCAACCCCCGAAGCAGCUACGGCUGCAACGAGUACAAUCAAAUCCCCGCACUGCUGACUUUUGCACAAAACCUUACGCAUAUUUCAAACAUGUGUAACCCUCCUACAAAAUGUUGCACUACCUCAAACUUGUUUACCUCAACAUCAAAUGUGUAACAUUACUGUAUUGUGUGGCACAGCAACUAUUUUUCUGCUAAAUAAAUAUUUUUGUACCAUAAACAA